AUGCCCGGCCGAGUUGCCGCCCGCUCAUCCUCUGCGACCGCGCGCAGGUCAUCGCAACAACCCUCUGCGGGGCGCGCCCCCUCCGUGACACCAUCGUUUGCGAUUCCCGACGAACCACCUCUUCCUGAAGCAUCACCCAAUCUUCGCCGUGAUGUAUGCGCCAUCUUUGCAGACGCGCAGCGCUCGACUACGGGUCACCGUAAGCUCGUAGUUCGUCUGCGAAAGCUGCAAGAAAUCAGCUGCGGAGUCUUCCAAAAGAACAAGAAGGGAAAAGACCAAGAGCAAGAGAAGAUCGACCUCCCAGAAGAAGAGACAAUUCCGGAGAAGGAGUUCAACGUGGAGUUUAGCCGCUGCAUGCUUCGAAUUCUGACCAUCAAGAAAUCGGAACCCGUUGGCGAUCGGGUGAUACGUUUUAUGGACACAUUCCUUGCCCAUGCCUCAGAAAAGGACAAUGAGCUGUUUGGAGCAGAAGAUGAGGAUGACAUGCAGAUUUCACUCGAAACCCCGACUUCGCGCCUUACAUCAAAUCUUGUCUCUUUGAUCGUACCUGUCCUUGCCGCCAAAGAUAAAAUGGUGCGAUUCCGCUCGACUCAGAUUUUGGCGCACGUCGUCAACACUCUGGAGUCAAUUGACGACGAGUUAUACACUACCAUUCGACAGGGGCUUCUGAAACGAAUCCGAGACAAGGAGUCCUCCGUUCGGGUACAGGCUGUUUUAGGCCUUGCACGAUUAGCCGGUAAUGAUGAGGACGAGGACGGCAAUGGAAACGGUGACAAUUCCACUGCGCUGCUGGAGAAAUUGAUCGAAAUUAUGCAAAAUGAUACAAGCGCCGAUGUCCGCAAGGGCCUUCUUGCCAACCUUCCUCUAGCACCUGUUACUCUCCCUUACCUUCUCGAACGAGCUCGCGACCUCGAUGCACCAACCCGACGAACUUUAUAUGCCCGUCUUUUACCUACUCUAGGCGAUUUCCGCCACUUGUCCCUAUCUAUGAGAGAAAAGCUCCUUCGCUGGGGCUUGCGCGACCGCGACGAAAGUGUCCGUAAAGCGACUGGCAAGUUAUUCUGCGACCGCUGGGUGGAAGAUUGUGCCGGCACAAAUAAUGGCGAUAAUGAAGGCGCGACUGGCCAGCGAUCACCUCCGAAUAUCAAUGCUCUUCUUGAGCUACUUGAGAGAAUCGACGUUGUGAACUCCGGAAUUGAAAGCGGAAUUGCCCACGAGGCUAUGCGUAGCUUCUGGGAAGGCCGAGCUGAUUAUCGGGAAGCGGUCACGUUUGACGACUCAUUCUGGGACUCACUCACUGCAGAGUCCGCGUUCUUGUUGCGGUCUUUCAACGACUUUUGCCGCGUUGAGAAUGAUGGGAAAUACGAAAGCCUCGCGGAUGAUAAGAUGCCGGAAGUUACUGCGCUUGGUUACUACCUCGCCAAAUACAUGAACGAGCUUUUGCAACGCAAGAAACUUUCCAAGGAGUCUGGCGAGGCAAAUGAUGAGGAUGCAGUUGAGCAGGAAUUCAUUGUGGAGCAACUUCUUCACAUUGCCAUCACCCAGGACUACAGUGAUGAAGUUGGUCGACGAAAGAUGUUUGCGCUUCUUCGCGAAUCUUUGGCAGUGCCGGAGCUUCCAGAAGACAGCACUAAGUUGACUGUAGAGACACUACGGUGUGUGUGCGGUCCUGAUCGUGCCGGUGAAGGCGAAUUCUGUAGCGUGGUACUCGAGGCCAUUGCGGAAGUACACGAUACCAUCAUGACCGAGGAUAGUUUCGUGUCUGCAAAGUCUGAGAUCAGUGAUGAUGCCAGCAGCCGCCAUCGAUCUGAGACUCCGGGAGAAGAGGAGGACACGCCAUUCAACAAAGAAGAAGCUAAGGCUAAGAUUCUCAGAGAGAUUGUCGUCAACAUGAAAUGUCUUCAUAUCGCUCAGUGUAUGCUUCAAAAUGUUGAGGGAAACCUGCAGCAAAAUAUGAAUCUUGUCACCAUGUUGAACAAUCUUGUUGUCCCUGCUGUUCGAAGCCACGAAGCUCCUAUUCGUGAGCGUGGUCUCUUAUGUCUGGGUCUGUGCUGCUUGCUUGAUAAGAACCUUGCCGAAGAAAACAUGACACUUUUUAUCCAUUGUUACAGCAAGGGCCACGAAGGGCUACAGGUUACAGCAUUGCAGAUCAUCUGCGAUAUGGUCACAACCCACCCUUCGCUUCUCACUCCAGUAACUCAGGCUGACGGGGAGACGGUCACCACUCCUCCGGUUCAGAAGCCUCUACUCAAGGUUUUCUCGCGUGCUCUCAAGGCAAACUCUCCUCCAAGCGUGCAAUCCGCUGCUGCCACAGCUCUGUCAAAGCUAUUGCUCACCAACACUUUCACUCCCUCUGGUCCCAAUAUUCCCCUCGCCAUUCAGGAGUUUAAUGAGGGUGCCGUGGAAACAUUAUUACAGUCCCUGGUUUUGGCGUUUUUCCACCCACGAACAAAAGAUAACCCAGCCCUCAGGCAAUCUCUUGCCUACUUCUUCCCGGUGUACUGUCAUUCACGUCUGGAGAACACUCAGCAUAUGCGCCGUAUUGCUGUUCCAGUCAUUCGUGCAGUUAUCAAUUCCGCUGAAGAGCACUAUUCUCUCGAGGCCGAGGAGGACAGUGACGGUGAAAUUGAUGAAAGCAUCGGCGAGCGCGAAAUUAAGGCGCUCAUGACCGGUGUUAUUGGAAUGCUGGCAGAAUGGACCGAUGAACGCCGUGUUGUUGGCUUGGGAGGUGAGCGUGUUUUGAUUGGUGGCACUGCCAGUUCAUCUGCUUGUGGCUGGGUGCACCUCGCUCUCGUCAAAGACAUUCUGGAGCGUGUUAUCGGUGUCAGUGCUGGUCCCAACCGUUGCUCUCGGGAAGAACGCAAGUUGAUCUUCUCCCUGCUGAGCAAACUGUACGUUUCUGCCCCUACAUUACCGUCCCGUGCUGGAUCGCGUGCUCCAGAAGGUGAAGAUCAGUUCCGUACGAGCAUCCGCAGUGCGACGGGCGUGGAGAUUGAACCCGACAACAUUCAACUAGCCCAGGAAGUCAAGGAAUUACUUGACCAGACCAUUGAAGAGGGCCUUGCUGGAGAAGCUUCUAGCCGCAAUGCACUUGUGAAAGCCAAGAACUCCGUUCUCAAGAUUCUUGCCGUUGCCCAAGAUGGUCGUGCAGCCAGUAUACGUCCCCGUGCUGGUACAGAGGACUUUGAAAGUGAUGCCGGAAGUGUUCGCUCGGCCAGCGUCCGAAGAUCCGUUGAACCAUCUGGUUUCAGCCGUCGUCAAGUCUCUGUGGAACCUAGCAUCAUGGAGGAAGACGAGGAUGAGAUGAAUACCAGCCGGAUCCGUUCUGGCAGUGUACGUCCAUCUGUUGAGGGUCGUUCAGGUGCUGCUAGACGAGGCAUGCCCUCCAUGGAGCCCAGCAUUAUGGAGCAAGAUGAAGAAGAUGAUCAUGAUACCAGCAGAGGGACAGUGAUCAAGGACGAAGUCGACGAGUGA
This is a messenger RNA of Penicillium malachiteum, 3474 nucleotides long. RefSeq names its product condensin subunit YCG1. Lineage: Eukaryota; Fungi; Ascomycota; Eurotiomycetes; Eurotiales; Aspergillaceae. Bases 1 to 3474 code for a protein of 1157 amino acids. Gene Ontology annotation, biological process: mitotic chromosome condensation. The record is from RefSeq and is a predicted model, not a curated record. The transcript is spliced from 2 exons. Gene Ontology annotation, cellular component: condensed chromosome; condensin complex.